CAAGACCGCUGGGUUCUCAGACCUCCGGCACCACUAACGGCCCCUCGGCUCACCAGCUAACGGCGACGCUCCCCACCAUGAUCCUGAACCUGCUUGUACCCGUCCUCCUGGUCCUCCUGGUCCUCCUCGCUGGCGUGGAAUCACAGACAGCCAACAUGACCGAGGAAGAGUGCAGCCAAGUUAAGAGGAACCAAACGUCCUCGCAGUCUGCCCCCAAAAACAGUACGAUGACACCAGGCAACAUGACAUCGAGUUGGUACGAAAACAAGACUAGUGUGAUCGAGGGCGAACUGCACGGCAACCAAACAUCCGCCCUUGUUACGGAGGAGGACGAGAGUUUUCAGGAGCAGGAAAAUGCAAUUACCGGCAGAGAUUGCCAAGAGAAAGAUCUGGAGGAGUUUAGUCCCAGCAUAUGUGGCGCAGAUUUUCACAAAGAAAUGGCGAUAGUCGGCCCGAGAAAAUGGUGUGAGAUGGAAAAUAUCAUCAGGCCAUACAACGAUAUGUCGCUCUGCUUGGAGGCACUGUCACAUCACGUUGGCUGUUACAGCCCUAACCCCAUCACCCAUGCCUUCUUCCUCUCCAUUCACUCUCUCUACUUCCACAACUGCUCUGAGGAGGAUCCUCAGUUCGUGGACGCCCCUCACGGACUGGUGGUCGCCCUGACCCUCGUCCCCGUGAGCCUCAUCCCCGUACUGGUUUAUCUGGUGGUUUGGAAAAGUGGUGUCUGAGAGCGAGCUGUGUUGGAGUCUCAUGCUCCAUUUGUUUAACAAUCCAGUCUGGUGAGGGAUUUAAGUUUAAGUUGAACAGUAAUUAAGCACGCACGUUCAACAUCGAUCAGAUGUAGUAUCGUUUUCAGCCACGAGGGGAUGCCAUUGGCUCUAUCUAGAUAGAUGGAUAGUUAAAUGGACUAUACUGAAUUCCUUGUGAGAGUGACACCAAUGCGAUUGUUAACCUUGUAUUGACAACUAUUCCGUAUAUUGCAAUAAAUGUUAUUGAACAAAAAUAA
Gasterosteus aculeatus aculeatus (three-spined stickleback) is the source of this 1006-nucleotide messenger RNA. RefSeq names its product receptor activity-modifying protein 3. Gene Ontology annotation, molecular function: coreceptor activity. Lineage: Eukaryota; Metazoa; Chordata; Actinopteri; Perciformes; Gasterosteidae. Gene Ontology annotation, biological process: receptor internalization; protein localization to plasma membrane; intracellular protein transport. Gene Ontology annotation, cellular component: signaling receptor complex; cell surface; membrane. The record is from RefSeq and is a predicted model, not a curated record.